AUGGUUAACAAGUCCAUGCGGUGUGCGAAAAACGCCGCUGAGAGCGAUUCUGCACGUCUCUGUGCAUACGCCGAAGCAGAAACCACAGCAACUGGUGUCUCAUCGGUUGCUGAUGCAACUCAGCCUGUGUCACCUGGUGAUGCAGGCGCUGGUCAUGAAGACACUCAUGUCUUCACAGAGUAUGAGCUCGGAGUCUCAUACUCUCCUGAUACGGAAGACGGAUCUGUAUCGAAGGCGGUUGAAACCAAGCCGCCUGCCAAGCGCGGAACAAUUGAUACACGCGUCGUAGCAUCUUUGAUACGUCUGAUGAAUCAGAUGAACCAUCGCCAAAGCGUAGGCGCUCGAGGUCGCGAGACUCGGGCGCUAACAGUGGUGUCGGCUCUCCUGUUGACACCACUUCGCAACGAGGUGCCAGUCCUUCUGUCGGCACGUCGCAGGUAG
This is a messenger RNA of Peronospora matthiolae, 441 nucleotides long. The record is from the annotation of a GenBank genome assembly. NCBI's taxonomy places the organism in Eukaryota, Oomycota, Peronosporomycetes, Peronosporales, Peronosporaceae.